Molecule: messenger RNA, 2100 nt
Organism: Sorex fumeus (smoky shrew)
Lineage: Eukaryota; Metazoa; Chordata; Mammalia; Eulipotyphla; Soricidae
Gene: ALOX12B
Product: arachidonate 12-lipoxygenase, 12R type
Exons: 15
Coding region: 1-2100 (699 amino acids)
Biological process (GO): linoleic acid metabolic process; lipid oxidation
Cellular component (GO): perinuclear region of cytoplasm
Molecular function (GO): arachidonate 12(S)-lipoxygenase activity; protein binding; iron ion binding
Source: RefSeq, a predicted model, not a curated record
AUGGCCACCUACAAAGUCAAGGUGGCCACAGGUACCGACUUCAUGUCAGGAACGAUGGACUCCAUCUCACUGACCAUCGUGGGCACCCAAGGACAGAGCCACAAGCAACUGCUUAACCACUUUGGAAGGGACUUUGCCACUGGGGCGGUGGAUGAGUACACCGUCCAGUGCCAGCAGGAUCUGGGGGAGCUCAUCAUCAUCCGCCUGCACAAGGAGCGCUACUCCUUCUUUCCCAAGAACUCGUGGUACUGCAACUACGUGCAGAUCUGUGCACCCAAUGGCCGCAUCUACCACUUUCCCGCCUACCAGUGGAUGGACGGCUAUGAGACGCUGGCACUCCGGGAGGCCACAGGAAAGACGCCGGCAGAGGACACACUCCCGAUCCUUCAGGAGCAUCGUCAGGAGGAGAUCAGAGCCAAGCAGGACUUAUACCACUGGAGGGUCUUCGUUCCUGGCCUACCCAACUAUGUGCACAUCCCGAGUUACCGGCCUCCAGUCCGGAGAAACCCCAACCGGCCUGAGUGGAACGGCUACAUCCCGGGGUUUCCGAUUCUCAUCAACAUUAAGGCCACCAAGUUCCUGAACUCGAACCUCCGCUUCUCCUUCAUCAAGACAGCCUCGUUCUUCUUCCGGCUGGGGCCCAUGUCCUUGGCCUUUAAAGUGCGCGGCCUGAUAGACAAGAAGCAGUCGUGGAAGAGGCUGAAGGACAUUAAGAAAAUUUUCCCUGCCACUAAGACGGUCAUCUCCGAGUACGUGGCCGAGCACUGGGCAGAGGACAGCUUUUUUGGCUACCAGUACCUCAAUGGCAUCAACCCGGGCUUGCUCCGCCGCUGCACCCGGAUCCCAGACAAGUUCCCCGUGACAGAUGACAUGGUGGGCCCUUUACUGGGUGAGGGGACGUGCCUGCAAGCAGAGCUAGAGAAGGGGAACAUUUACCUGGCCGACUACCGGAUCCUGGAAGGCAUCCCCACCGUGGAGCUCAGCGGUCAGAAACAGCACCACUGUGCCCCCCUCUGCCUGCUGCACUUUGGCUCAGAAGGGAAAUUGAUGCCCAUCGCCAUCCAGCUAAGUCAGACCCCAGGACCUGAUUGCCCCAUUUUCCUGCCCAGUGACUCUGAGUGGGACUGGCUGCUGGCCAAGACAUGGGUGCGCUAUGCGGAGUUCUACUGCCAUGAGGCCAUCUCCCACCUGCUGGAGACCCACCUCAUGGCUGAGGCCUUUUGUCUAGCUGUCCUGAGGCAGCUUCCCAUGUGCCACCCCCUCUACAAGCUCCUCAUCCCUCACACGAGAUAUACCAUUCAAAUCAACAGCAUUGGGCGGGCCCUCCUACUCAAUGAGGGGGGGCUCUCUGCCAGGGGCAUGUCCCUGGGCCUGGAGGGCUUCGCUGAGGUGAUGGUUCGGGCUCUGUCAGAGAUCACCUACGACAGCCUCUACCUCCCCAAUGACUUUGUGGAGCGCGGGGUUCAGGACCUGCCAGAAUAUUAUUACCGCGACGACUGCCUGGCAGUGUGGGAUGCCCUGGAGAGGUAUGUGACUGAGAUCAUCACCUACUAUUACCCGUGUGAUGCAGCCGUGGAGGCUGACUCGGAACUGCAGUCUUGGGUGCAGGAGAUAUUCAAGGAGUGCCUGCUGGGACGGGAGAGCUCAGGUUUCCCCACCUGCUUGCGGACGGUGCCUGAGCUGAUCCGCUACAUCACCAUUGUCAUCUACACCUGCUCUGCCAAGCAUGCAGCUGUCAACACAGGGCAGCUAGAAUACACCUCAUGGAUGCCCAAUUUCCCGUCUUCCAUGCGGAACCCACCAAUGCAGGCCAAGGGGCUGACCACACUAGAGACGUUUAUGGACACUCUGCCUGACGUGAAGACCACAUGCAUCAUCCUGCUGGUGCUCUGGACGCUCAGCCGUGAGCCCGACGACAAGAGGCCGCUGGGCCACUUCCCAGACAUCCACUUCGUGGAGGAGGUUCCGCGGAGGAGCAUGGAGACCCUCCGCCAGCGCCUGACGCUCAUCUCCCAGAACAUCCGCCAGCGCAACAAGUGCCUGCCCAUCCCCUACUACUAUCUGGACCCAGUGCUCAUUGAGAACAGCAUCUCCAUUUAG